Messenger RNA from Patella vulgata (common limpet), 9679 nucleotides. RefSeq lists its product as uncharacterized. Gene Ontology annotation, molecular function: ATP binding; RNA binding; zinc ion binding. Lineage: Eukaryota; Metazoa; Mollusca; Gastropoda; Patellidae. The record is from RefSeq and is a predicted model, not a curated record. Gene Ontology annotation, biological process: spliceosomal complex disassembly. Gene Ontology annotation, cellular component: intracellular anatomical structure; catalytic step 2 spliceosome. The transcript has a single exon. The coding region runs from base 163 to 5607 and encodes 1814 amino acids.
UCGUACGACGAAUCAAACCUGCCAGGUGAAUAUCUGCCUUUUCUUGAUUCUGCACCACAAGCGACUGAGAACGAAGUUCAUCCAACUGAUACGGUGAAACAACUCCGUGCUGCUAGCUCGGAACAUCCAUUCCGAAAGACCAAUGGAAAGUGUGAUGCAUCCAUGCCCGAAAAACAGCUCCAGUGCCCAGGUCAGUCGAAAGAUUCAGAAGGAAUCCCAGGAAUACAAAGGGCGGAAGACCAAAAAAUCGAACCAGUCUUGAUUUAUAUUGCUUUCGUAAAUACGUCCAAAGGGUCAUUCGAUUGUAAACAUAUUUUGUUAACUCAAAAUGAGGUGGACAACCAGAUAAAUAUAUUGUCGACGGUUUUAUGCGGCGCCGAUGUUCUGCUCACAAUUACGUUUAGUUCAAUAAUGAAAGCCAUGGACGUUUUGCGAUCCAUAAGAACUAAAGAGAGAGAAGAGAUAAAAUGGUACUUCAAUGAGACGUUACCAAGGAAAUAUCUCAAUUUUGUUCAGUCUGUGCUGCACAAUAGGGACGGGACGGUUUACCAAAAUGAUAAGAAGACAAAACAAAUUCAAAGAACUGACGUCAAUCUCCCACAGCAACCACCAGUACAUGCUAAAACCUCCCAACACAACCCAUUCGGAAAUAAAAGUGGCGAAACAGCACAGCAAUCAACCAAAAGCACAACUCGCCCAUUCAAAAAUAAAGGUCUAGCCUGUGAAGCUCUUAGCUUACUCAAGAUGAAUAAUUUAAACUCAGAGACCCAAUUAGGAUGUUCUUUAACAUCACCGAAUGAUACGGUCGAUUUCAGAAAGGAGCAACUGGCCAAUAAACUGAACUAUAUCCAAAAUCGGUCAUCACAGAUGCUGCAUGAGCUAAGGAGUAAAACAGAUAGGGCUAAUCAAAGAACAGAAUAUAUCCGAUGCGUUCAAGGUAUUACAGAUCGCUUGUCAAAUUCAAUCACCUCUGAGAAUUUUGAAUACAUUUUGGAAUUAGAAACGAUUAAAUUUGAUAUAGAAUGUUGUAGAUUAGAAUCCGGUCUGCCUAUUUAUGGAAGAAGAUCCGGUGUCCUAAAGUUGAUCCAGGAAAACCAAGUAGUCAUUAUCCAAGGUGAAACCGGUUCUGGUAAAAGUACGCAGUUAGUCCAAUACCUCUACCAAGCUGACUUCGGUAAAACAGGAAUGAUAACAUGUACCCAGCCUAGAAAGGUUGCGUGUGUUAGUCUUGCUGAAAGGGUAGCAACAGAACUGGUUACAAACGUUGGCCAAAUUGUCGGCUACAAAUCGGGAUUAAGAAGAAAAAUAUCUGCACAGACGAAGAUUGUAUAUCAGACUCAUCACAGAUUACUCCAGGAGUGCCUUAAGGAUCGCAAACUAACCAAAUACUCCUGCAUCAUUAUUGAUGAAGCUCACGAAAGGAGCAUAUAUACUGAUAUUCUACUAAGCAUCAUUAAAAUGUGUCUUCCAGUUCGCCCAGAUCUUAAAAUUAUCAUUACAUCCGCUACCAUUGAAGUCGACAUAUUUUCUAGAUACUUUUCCAACUGCCCAGACAUACAAAUAUCUGGCAGAGCGUUUCAAGUGAAUGUUAUUUGGCGGAAUGCAAAUCAACAAAAUAUCGAUUUCGAAAAUAUUGGGGUAGCAGCUGUGGACUUAGCUGAGCAUAUCCAUAAGACAGAAGGACCAGGGGACAUUUUAGUUUUCCUUACUUCACCAAUGGACACUGAAACAUGCAAAGAAGAUUUAGAGAGUAGAUUAACAGAGCGAACCAACUACAAAUGUUUUCCAUUUCACGGUCAGCUGCAACCCGCUGAACAACAGGAAGUAUUGCAGGAUCUCCCAGUGGGACAGCGUAAAAUUGUGUUUGCUACAAACGCAGCAGAAACAUCUAUCACUAUUCCAGGAAUCAGGUUUGUGAUUGACACUGGAAUGGCUAAAGAGAGAGAGUUCGAUUCUAUUAAGCACAUCAAUACACUUAGACUUAAAGUUAUCAGUAGGAGCUCUGCUAAUCAAAGGAAAGGUCGAGCUGGAAGGACAGCUCCCGGGACAUGCUACAGGCUAUAUACAAGACAGAGCUACGAAGAAAUGAAUCCCACCAGCGUCCCUGAGAUACAAAGGGUGCAUCUAGGACAAACUCUUUUAAUGCUUUACGAAAUGGGUAUUGAUCCUUUGGUGUGUGAAUUUGUAGAAGCCCCAAGUCCUAAAGUUAUGGAUGCUGCGCGAAAGACGCUAGAAGAGCUCCGGUGUGUGGUUGGUGGUAAAAUAACAGAGCUAGGAAAGUGGUUGGCGAAAAUUCCCAUGGAACCACGGCUAGCAAUUAUAAUCAAACUAGGCUAUGAUAAAGGAAUUUUAUUUGAUGCUAUAGUUUUUGCAGUUCUGUUUGGUUCGUGUGACAAUUCCAUAUUUUAUCGCUCAGGGUCAGAUGACGAAAAGACGAAAGCCGAUCAACUAAAACUUAGAUUCUGCCAUGAUAAAGGUGAUGGCGUCACAUUUAUGGAGAUCUACAAGGAAUGGGUGAAGCUACCAGAACGACAUCGGGGACCAUGGUGCUUCGAAAAUAAAAUCAACGCCAAGGUUUUGCGAGGUGCCAGGGAAACAAUCAUAGAAAUCAUUGCAGUUUUGAGAAAGGAAUAUAACAUCAUAGUUGAUGAAAAUUUAAAAAGUGGAAAAGAAACUGUGGAGCAGCUGCAGAAAUUUGUUCUAUACGCCUUCUUCAACAAUAUAUGUUGUCACAUCGGCCAUGACAAAUUGGGAUAUUUUGUUCCAGAUUUAGACCAAAUGGUAUCUCUUCAUCCAUCGUCGGCUCUUAAAGCCCUGAACGAUUCUAGCGAAUGGUUGGUAUUUGGCAAUUUUCUUCGUACAUCGCGUGACUUUAUCACAACAGUAACCCCCAUACGAGAAGAAUGGAUUACUGAGAUAGCGAACGAGAAAAAACAGCAUUUCGAUUUUGAAAAGGUAAGAAGCAUGAAAUUGUCCAAAACUCAUACGGAACUGUUUGGGAAAACAACCAUGGCGAAUUUUAUCGGAGCUAAAUAUACAAAUAUCAAACGUUGUGAAGACGUCCUAUCAGAUGAAUUUCAAACGCCAAUCGUUCUAGAUGUGAACAGGGAUCUGGGUGAAAUCCAUUUAUUUUCUCCCAGUAAAGCCCUCCAGUCAGUUGAUCAUUUUAAAAGCAUGGUGAAAAGCGUUAAAGACCAGGUUAAGAAAGGGUUUUGCGAGUUUCGGCUUGGAUCAGCCCGAUUUGGCGGUGUACGAAUAGUUAUUGGAACUGGCGGAGAGGGACAGAUGAUACUUUUACCAAAUGAAUACCGAUCUGUUUAUGUAGUAAAACAUACCGGUGAUACUAACACGAAAGAAAUCAUCCAUAAGUUCUCUGUUUUUGGAGAGAUUGUAGAAAGCUGGGAAGACGCUGGUCCUGGCGGUCGUUGGGGAAAACUGACUUUUAAAUCACCUGAGAGUGCCUUGGAGGCUGUUCGCGUAACUCGGAAUAUGGAGAGUGAUGUGGCCGCUCCAGAGAUUAAAAUUUUUAAUGAUAGCCAUGCUUAUCAAUUUAAAGUCAAAUUAAUGUGGUGCAGAAGACCCUUAACUGGCUUAGGAUUUGUGGACAUCGAUCCAUCUGAACUUGACAAAGCUCUAGAAUUUGGCGAGUUACAAGUACUGGACAGCAUCGUCACUAUAGACUUGGACAGAAAGACUCGAAGAAGUCUGUGUUUGAGAAGAUUGCCCCAAACAGUGACCGAGAACGAUAUACACACGAGUCUCUGCAGUGUGUUAGGGUUACAUACAAAAGAUGAAAAGGCUCGAAUAGGUACCAUUUAUUUAAUCCGGGAAAAGGUAAGAACGACUGAUAACGAACUAGUUUAUAUUAAAGAGUUGAUUGAGAGGGCGAUAAGUAACCUCAUCCCUCCUGACUCAUUCGUGGUGGAUUUGACUCCCAGAAAGGAUGCCAAUAUUAAUUACCUUGCUUGCGUUAGAUUUAACCACAUACAGCAUGGUGAAAUUGUCAUUGAUAAGGGGUUGGUGAUAAUGGGAAACACUGUCCGAAUAACACCAGACGUAUCAACAUUCAUCAACGUUACACAUAAUGUGUUUGAGAAGCUGUGUCCAGCUGUUGAAGAAAAUAUCCAGAUUCUAAAAAGUCAUGGAUACGGUUUGGAUUUCAAUUGCCAAUUCAAGCGGAUAAAUAAAAACCGGGUAUCGAUCCAAUUAUUCUCUACCAAACCAAGAGACCUUGCCCGCGUUAGAUUUAUUCUGGCUGGACUACUGAAAGGAGACAACUUGGAAUGUUGGAGAGACGACAAAUACCGUUUUCUUUUUCUCCAAGAAGGUCGGAAAUAUCUUAGAGAUUUAGGAAAGAAAACGAACACAUAUAUUGUGGUUGAUGACAGACGAAUUAACGUCAAUUUAUAUGGAACAAGGGAAGAUACAUCCACGGCACUAAAUGAAAUCGAAAAGUUUCUGACACAAAUCAUUGAAGGUACUGGUAGGGAAAUUUCUCUUGGUUCUGCUGACCAGCCAAAAGGAUUGAUGAAAACUCUUAUCAAAACAUAUGGACUGAACCUGGAGACGCUCACGGAGGAGGAAGGGUUGUACUCGGUGCUUUUAAACUACCCCACAAAAGUCCUUAGACUCAUUGGACCCAAAGAGAACGUUGAUACAGCAAUCCGCAAGAUAACUUCCAUCGCCAGCGAAAUAAACAAAACCAAUUCAGAAAUGAAAGCCGAUAACGAACUUCCAGAAUGUAGUAUUUGUUAUACUGCUGUCGAGGAGAUCUCCACGCUAUACAGACUGGAAUAUUGUGGGCAUGCGUAUUGUCUAGACUGUCUAUGUCAACAGACCAAUCUAGCUAUACGGAAUAAAGAUCUACCCAUUAUGUGUGGAGGAAAGGGGUGUCAGGAGUCGUUCGUAUGGCAAGAUUUCCUCUACUGUUUUAAGAAAUUUAAUAUAGAGGAUGAAAGCUUGGUUAAUGCUGCUGUUGACAAGUUUGUUAUGAAGAAUCUGGAAUCCUACCACCAUUGUCUAACUGCUGACUGCCCAAUGAUAUACCGUGUUACAUUACAUGGUGCGUUAUUUAUGUGUGGCGAAUGCCGAUUGAAAAUCUGUACAACUUGUCACGUUGAGUAUCACGAUGGUCUGACGUGUGAAAUGUAUAACAAUGUGCCCGAAGAAGAAGAGGAUGAAUGCUUGGUUAAUGCUGCUGCCGACCCGUGUGUAAUGAAGAAUCAGGAACCCUACCGCCAAUGUUUAACUGCCGAAUGCCCAAUGGUAUACCCCGUUACAUUAACUGGUGAGUCAUUUGUGUGUAGCGAAUGCCGACUAAAAAUCUGUACAACCUGUCAUGUGAAGUACCACGAUGGUUUGACGUGUGAAAUGUUCAAAAGUAUGUCAAAAGCAGAAGACAGUUUAGCGAAGUUUCUGAGAGAAAAUAUAGACACGGUUAAGAUGUGUCCCAAGUGCAAAACCCUAAUCGAGAAAACCUAUGGCUGCCAUCAUAUGAGUUGUAAAUCGUGUGAUAAUCAUUUUUGCUGGCUUUGUUUAGCUAGUUUUGGAACCGACCAGGAAUGCUACACUCAUUUAGAAAAAGACCACGGAGGUAUUGGGUACUAAGAGUAAACAUAGACGUGUAUAAAAAUAGACGUUGCCAUAAUAUUCGUCUCCAAAUGGGUUAUGUUGGCUUUGUAUAGCUGACAUCGAUAAACAAAGACCGUGGCAGAUUAAUGAAUUUGAUUGCUUAGUUUUAGAAUCUGUUUUCUGCACAUCAUAGGUUACCAAUCGCACAAAUGGCUCUGAUACUACAAGCAUUAAUUUUUGUUUUAUUUAUUUUACUUCCUAACCGAUUGGAUUGUAGACAGUAAGAACAUUUUGAGAGGGAAAAGGGUUAACAUCAACUCCACGACACAAAGUAGGUAAUUUCGGGACUAACAUUCAAUAAUUCACUCGCCCGAAGAGGUCUUUAGCUGUCUGAUGAACCCGGAGAACGCUGAAAUAACUCACCAGGUUGGAUACUCGACCUUACCCCUUACAAUCCGAUAAUCUAAUUUACGCUAUUUGACUCAAUGAAAGAUCAUUCGUCUUCAGAACAAACAUCCCCACCUCCAUCCUCCCCCUAUCAACUUGUCAGAUACCGGCAUUGGUUUAAGAUGGGGUUUCUCCAAUAAGAUAGCACCUAGUCUCUGUAGUAAAAAUAUAAUUUUUGGAUCACCUGGGUUGAUUAGAUUAAAGAUUUAAAUUCAGUUGAUUUUCGACAUUCUUCGCAUAUACAUAAUAAUCUGAAAUUUAAGUCAAGAUUUGGCUUUAUACUCGUUGAUUGUUAAUUGUUUUAUCUUCAAAUUAAAAGAAAUGCUUAUUUACAGGUAUAUUCAUACUUGGGAACCUAGCUGACUCAGUGAGUAGGCGAUGGGCCAAUAUCCAGGAGGUCCGGGGUUCUACCCCGGCGUUGAUCGCGAAUUGUCCCCAGGAUUGCCCCUUUGUCAAUGGUAUAGGACGGAGUAAAACGUCUAGUCGUUCGGGUGGGACGAAAAACUGAAGUCCCGCGGACGCCCUGUCCACGCAAACGUCCUUCAUAGAACUCUGUAUGGCAUAGUCCGUCUUCAUUAGCCCAGUCGGUGCAAACAAAGGACGUUAAACCCAAAUUCAUUUCAUAUUUUAUUUGGGUGAAUUGUAAAUAUAUAUAAACAUAAUAUUUUAUAGUCUGUAAUGAAUGGGUACUGUUACAAUAUUUGAUUGGAAUGGAUGUUUUUAUUAUUUAUAUAUUUUGUUGCAUAUUAAUUUCAAUUAUUAAUGAUGGUGAUGGUGAUGUAAAUUAUAGUAAAUAUUUUGUGUAUAAUUAAUAUUAUAUAUUAUUAACCGGGGAAUAUUUUGUGUAUAAUUAAUAUUACAUAUUAUAAACAGAAGAAUUUUGUGUUUAAUUAAAAUUAUAUAUUAUAAACCGGGGAAUAUUUUGUGUAUAAUUAAUAUUAUAUAUUAUAAACCGUGGAAUAUUUAGUGCAUUAUUAAUAUUAUAUAUUAUUAACCGGGGAAUAUUUUGUGUAUAAUUAAUAUUAUAUAUUAUAAACCGUGGAAUAUUUAGUGCAUUAUUAAUAUUAUAUAUUAUUAACCGGGGAAUAUUUUGUGUAUAAUUAAUAUUAUAUACUAUUCAAAAAAAGUAGGGGAUAUUUGAUUUUUAAGUGUUAUUAAAGUCACCUAAUGAAACUGACGAAGAAACAAAUGACAAAAUGAAAUGAAGUUCACAUUCAUCGAUUUAUUUCAAAUGAUCGUUAGACUAAGUAAGGCACAGACUGACCAUUAUAAGGGUAAAAUGAUACCCGGGGUCAAACAGCAAAGUUACCACAGCAUCACAACCAAGUCAGUAACGGGUAAAUCCUCCUCUGUUUGCCAAACAAGCAUUGAUCCGACGUGGCAUACUCCUAAUGAGACGUCUAAGGUCAUUUUGGUCCAGAUUGUCCCAUUCCUGUUGCAACGCAGCAGCAAGUUCUUGGACAUUGGCAGGACGUUGUUGACGUUGACGUAACCUCUGUCCAAGCAUGUCCCAGACAUGCUCGAUGGGGGAGAGGUCGGGACUCAGUGCUGGCCAAGGUAAUGUGGUGAUGUUCUGUUGUUGGAGGUAACCUGUAACGAUCCUGGCCCUGUGACAUCUUGCGUUGUCAUCCUGGAAGAUGAAAUGGCGGCCAUGACGUCGUGCGAACGGCACAACAUGGACUGCCAAGAUGUUGUCCCGGUAGUACUGGCCUGUAACACGCCCUGCAACAACAUGUAAAGCCGUUCUUCCAGCAACAGUGAUGCCUCCCCACACCAUAACAGAACCACCCCCAAAUCGAUCAUGUCUGAUGACGUUAACGUCUUGGAAGCGCUCGUUUCGACGACGCCACACCCUCCUACGUCUGUCCAAAAAAUCAACAGUGAACCUUGACUCAUCUGAAAACAUCACAUUGCUCCAGUGUCGAUUAUCCCAGUGUUGACGAUCCCUACACCAACGACGUCUUGCCUGAAUGUGAUGAUCUCUCAAACAAGGGAUCACGCGAGGACGUCGGGCGCGAAGGUGACCCCUAUGCAGUCGAUUCCGAAUCGUCUGGCCACUCACUCUCACACCAGUGUCUGUUUGAAGACGAGCGCUGAUCUGAUUUGCUGUGAUGACACGAUUUCUCAAGGCCAAGGUACGGAUAAAUCGAUCCCGGGCUUGAGUUGUCGCCCUUGGUCGACCUGAGCGUGGUCUGUCCUGCACAGAUUGUGUAUCACGGUAUCUGGACCAUAGCCUGCUUAUGACAGACUGAGAAACAUUCAUCGUCCGCGCCACAACCGCCUGUGUUUUGCCGAUCUGUAGCAUGCCAAGGGCACGUAACCUUUCAUUUUGGGUAAGCCGACGCAUAUCAAAAUUUGUUUUCCGGUCACUAAAACAAUUAAACUGAUGUUUCCACCCUGGAAUUCAAUGCCACAAUGACUGUAACAUUCAAAGUCAGAGUCGUGCAAAUCUUGGGUUGGACCCCCAUGAUGAUACAAAGCAUCACCUGCAUUCCAUGCGGUAGCUAUUGGUGCGUUUGGGCGUCACAUGUAACUGGAAAUGUUUCUUCUGUUAGGUUCUAUAGUGACUUUUUUCGUAGUCAUUUGCAUAUUUUAGUAUUAUGCCCCCAAAAUCAAAUAUCCCCUACUUUUUUUGAAUAGUAUAUAUUAUAAACCGGGGAAUAUUUUGUGUAUAAUUAUAAUUUUAUAUUAUAAACCCGGGAAUAUUUUGUGUAUAAUUAAUAUUAUAUAUUAUAAACCGGUGAAUAUUUUGUGCAUAUUUAAUAUUAUAAACCGGGGAAUAUUUUGUGUAUAAUUAAUAUUAUAUAUUAUAAACCGGUGAAUAUUUUGUGUAUAAUUAAUAUUAUAUAUUAUAAACCGAUGAAUAUUUUGUGUAUAAUUAAUAUUUUAUAUUAUAAACCGGGGAAUAUUUUGUGUAUAAUUAACAUUUUAUAUUAUAAACCGGAGAAUAUUUCAAUGCAUACUUAUGAAUGCAUGGAUCCCGUCCUUUAAUACGUAUCUUAAAUCUUUGCAAUGUUAUUGAAAUUUAUGGAUAAUUAGUAUUGGCUGCAUACUAUAAUUAUAUAUUAUCUUUAUGCGUAUGACGAAGUGCUGUUUUCUGGGGGUUGUAGCCUAUUCCAACACUAACGAUAACGCGUGAUCUAACCUGGCCAACGCUCACAGUAACGAGAUAGGUAUCGCUAAGGCGACCCGCUUACCAGAUUAAAGUUACAGUAGAAUAUAGAACAUAUAUACAAGCUUAGGAUUAAAAUAAUUAUAUAAUAAUAUUUGACCAGAAAUGUUAAAUUGUACAUAAGAAACAGAUGUUUAAAUACAGAAGAUAAGGACAUUGCAAGAACGCGUGUUAAAUAUAAUUACGUGAUAUAUAUGGCUACAUUAAGUAUAAACCCAAACAGGUUAAAAACAUUGGUCAAUUUCUACUUUAAAUAAAAUUUUAUAAUAAAAUCUAUACAAAGAUACACUAUAACUUGCAUAACAAUUGUAAUGAAUUUAAAAAUAUAUCUUGUGUAUAAGAAAUAGGAUAUAUAUACAUGUAUCGUUAUAUUGCAGUUGUGGCUUAAAUAUAUUACAUAUCAAUUUCAUUUUUGAAAUAUAUUUUUUUUAUUUGUAAAGUUUUGAUACUUGUUUAUGUCCGUUAUAGAAUAAAUUAUAUUGAAUUACA